AUGGAAAAACUCAAAGCGAGUGGUGCUGUGCCUGAGGUGUACAAGGCUCUGAAGCUCCCACUUGGUCCUUGCUUCGAGGGAUCGCUUGUCGUGACGGAGAAACUGGAUAAGAGUGCGAUGGGCAUGCUACAGGAGUAUGCCACCAAACCCUUCAAUCGUCUGAUCAUGAUGCAACAAUGGGUGAAGGGAUUGGCCUAUGCCCAUGAAAAAGGAAUUGCCCAUCGUGAUGCCAACCCUGGGAAUUUGAUGAAGGUCUUCCACCGGGAUGAGUGGAAGAUUAUUGACUGGGAUCAUGCAUACGAUUUCGGACGGAAGCCAGGUAAGACCUUAAUCAUUUAUAAUCACUUGCAUUACAAGCUACAAUAG
Penicillium alfredii is the source of this 366-nucleotide messenger RNA. Its product is annotated as kinase-like domain-containing protein. The coding region runs from base 1 to 366 and encodes 121 amino acids. Gene Ontology annotation, biological process: protein phosphorylation. NCBI's taxonomy places the organism in Eukaryota, Fungi, Ascomycota, Eurotiomycetes, Eurotiales, Aspergillaceae. The transcript has a single exon. Gene Ontology annotation, molecular function: protein kinase activity; ATP binding. The record is from RefSeq and is a predicted model, not a curated record.